CGGGCACCACCUACAUCUUCGGCAAGGGGGGGGCCCUCAUCACCUACACGUGGCCCCCCAACGACCGCCCCAGCACCCGCGCCGACCGCCUGGCCCUGGGCUUCAGCACCCACCAGCGCGACGCCGUCCUGCUGCGCGUGGAGAGCGCGGCCGGGCUCGGGGACUUCCUGCAGCUCCACAUCGCGCAGGGGGCCGUGGGGGUGCUCUUCAACGUGGGGACGGAGGACAUCGCCCUGGAGGAGCGGGGGGCGGCCGUCAGCGACGGGCGCUUCCACGUCGUCCGCUUCACCCGCAGCGGCGGCAACGCCACCCUCCAGGUGGACGGCGGCCCCUUGCACGAGCGCUACCCCCCAGGCAGCGGGGACAGCGAGCGGCUGGCGCUGGCGCGGCAGCGCAUCCCCUAUCGCCUGGGGCGGGUGGUCGAUGAGUGGCUGCUCGACAAAGGCCGGCAGCUCACCAUCUUCAACAGCCAGGCCGCCGUGCGGGUGGGGGGCCGGGACCGCGGCCGCCCCUUCCAGGGCCAGCUCUCGGGGCUCUACUACAACGGGCUGAAGCUGCUGGCGCUGGCGGCCGAGGGGCACCCGCGGGUGCGGCUGGAGGGCGACCUGCGGCUGGUGGGGGAACCCCCCCCGCCCCCCGCCCCCCCCGGCGCCACCCCCGCCCCCCCCGACAUGGCCACCACCAUCAUGGAGACCACCACCACCAUGGCCACCACCACCACCCGCCGCGGGCGCUCGCCCACCCUCCGCGACACCGUCGCGCAGAACACGGACGACCUGCUGGUGGCCUCGGCCGAGUGCCCGAGCGACGACGAGGACCUGGAGGAGUGUGAGCCCGGCACAGGCGGGGAGCUGGUGCUGCCGGCGUCCCCGGGGGGGGGAGUCGCGUCCUCCCCCCCGCCGCCCGCCCCCCGCGUCCCCCCCGGCUGCGGCCCCGACUGCGAGGAGCCUUCGGGCUUCGCUUCGGGCGAAGCCGCCGACCCCAACCUGCCGCCGGCCGACGACGAGGACUUCGCGGGGCAGGGCGGUGACAUCACCGCUUCCCGCCGCAACGACGACGACGACGACGACGACGACGACGACGACAACCGGGGCCACCACGACGGCCACCACGAGGUCACGGCCAGCCAGGCCGAAGGGGCGGCCGAGGUCACCGUCCCCACCGUGGUGGCCGUCCCUUUGCCGGGGCUGGUGCCGGCGGGCGAGAGGCACCCGCGGGAGGGUUCGGCGGGACGGGGACGGGUGACGGCUCCCCCCGUGACCCCUCGUCCCCCCGCUGUCCCCACAGCAGCCGCCCCCGGAGCCGUGGAGGUGGUGCGGGAAGCGGGGGGGACCACCGGCAUGGUGGUGGGCAUCGUGGCGGCCGCCGCCCUCUGCAUCCUCAUCCUCCUCUACGCCAUGUACAAGUACCGCAACAGGGACGAAGGCUCCUACCAGGUGGACCAGAGCCGCCAUUACAUCGGGGCGGCGGCGGCGGCCCCCAACGCCCCCAACACCAACGGCGGCGCCGGGGGGGGGGUCCCUCACGCCGUGGGAGGAACCCCCUUGGCCGGGGGAUCCCCAAAGAGAAAGCGGCCCCCGCCCCCCCCAAAGCGCCCGGCAAGGCCCGACGCAACAAGGACAAGGAAUAUUACGUCUGACGGGGCGGGGGGGGAAACCACGCACCGCCGCCCCCCUCCCCCCCCCCCAAAACACCCAACCCCCACCCCCCACCCCAAAAAAAAAAAAAAAAAAAUAAACGGGCCCCCCCGUCCCGUCAAGAUACAACCCCCCCCCCCCCCCACCCAGG
This is a messenger RNA of Chroicocephalus ridibundus (black-headed gull), 1788 nucleotides long. RefSeq names its product neurexin-1-beta-like. NCBI's taxonomy places the organism in Eukaryota, Metazoa, Chordata, Aves, Charadriiformes, Laridae. The record is from RefSeq and is a predicted model, not a curated record.